GAUUGUCCGAGGUUGUCGAUUUCCUAAUUUUUGAAGAAGAGGGUUGUCAGGAAUCUGUUUUUUUCCCUUCUUUUCUCAUUCAUUCAUUGGAAGCGUUGGAUAUCCACGUGGAACAUGCGAUGGGUUCGAUUCUUGGUCCGUCCAUUUACCCGGAAACCAACUGUUGUAAUAUCACAAAGCGACACGCUUUCUCGCAUCUUUCUCACCUCACGCAACUUGUAUACACAAGUAGCUGAAACUUGUUGUCUUGGUGACGGAGUACAGCUCGAUGAUUUUUGUAAACUGGGACCCAAUACCGUUGUUGGUGCAAAUAGCAAGAUAGGUAGAUUUACUGAGAUCGGCAGUGAUUGCCACAUCGGUUCCUUUGUACGUUUGGACUCCCACGUGCUAGUGGAUUCGAAUACAAUGAUUGGUGACCACUGCACCGUGUAUCCGUUCGCUGUAUUGGGGUAUCGACCUCAAGAUAAGAAAUACAAAGGAGAGCAAACGGGGUUGGAGAUCGGUAGUCGUUGUCAAAUCAGAGAGAAUGUGAAAAUUGAAAGAGGAACAAGUUUUCGAAACAAGACUGUUAUCGGCAACGACGUGUUGUUGAUGUCCAACGUUUAUGUGGGACAUGAUAGUUGGUUACAUGACCAUGUAACCGUAGCAAACAACGUCUCGAUUGCAGGUCAUGUCGAAUUGCAUCCCUAUUGUGUGAUUGGAGGACACAGUGCUUUGCAUCAGUUUGUUCGAAUCGGUCAAGGAGCUAUGAUAGGAGGUAAGACUAUCGUUGUGUUUCAAGUUGAGAGUUUACAAAAACCUCGAGGAAUGGCUGCCAUACGUAGAGAUGUGCCUCCUUUUUGUUUGGUUACUGGAACACCACCUCGUAUUCGAUGUCUCAAUUAUCACCAAGUGUGGAAAAAAGUAACCCAUCAUAAGCAUCGAAAGUGGAUGAAACAAUCUUUUGAUUAUCUUUUUGAUAGUGAUGAUGUAUCAAGCAUUCAUCAGCGUGCACAACAUUUGCUAUCUCAAUGUUCUUUGUCAAAAGAUGUGUCUGCUAUAGCGAGAUACGUGAUCCAAGAAAUGUGUACUUUUAUUCUAUCCUGCCAUUCUAGCGUUCGUGGACUAUUGACUCUUGUCCAUAAUAGAUAGCAAAAUAUAUCACUCGAUAAACUGCAAGAUACUAGUCGUUUGUUAAAAAUUGAUAAUCUGUGUCAACCAUGGAUGGCUUUCAAGAAACUGAAAUGCCGUUCUGAUGAAUAUUAUAAUAAAGAGCAAAUGUGACUA
Molecule: messenger RNA, 1266 nt
Organism: Galdieria sulphuraria
Lineage: Eukaryota; Rhodophyta; Bangiophyceae; Galdieriales; Galdieriaceae
Product: acyl-[ACP]-UDP-N-acetylglucosamine O-acyltransferase isoform 2
Exons: 1
Coding region: 115-1131 (338 amino acids)
Biological process (GO): lipid biosynthetic process
Molecular function (GO): acyl-[acyl-carrier-protein]-UDP-N-acetylglucosamine O-acyltransferase activity
Source: RefSeq, a predicted model, not a curated record